AUGUCGAUAUCCCAUUCUCACAGCUUGCGCGCUUUGCUCAACGACACACCCAGCGAGGCUGCAGCCACCGUGGUCCCGCCCACCAUCCAGCUGCCCCCCAUCUCGUCGUUCGACAACCUCGUCAAAGCCGCCGAGUUCUCGUCCACAAGAACCACCGGCUUGGCCUCGUGUGCCAGCAUCUCGUCGUUGAGCUCUGUCUCGGCCAGCGCCAUGACCAGUGCCAACACCAGCGCCAACACCAGCGACACAGAAGACCACGUCUACAGCCCAUACCACACGGCAAACACACCUCAGCUACAAAACCAGCUACAAAACCAGCUCACUCGCAGCUCGAACCUGGCAGUGGCUCCCAGCUCGAAGAAGCUCAGAAAGAAGAAGCAAUGCCACAUCUGCAAGAAAUUCUACGCCAACCUGUCCACGCACAAGUCCACGCACAUCACACCGGAAAAUAGACCACACAAGUGUGAGAUUUGCCAUCGAGGAUUCGCAAGAAAUAACGAUCUGAUAAGACACAAGAAAAGACACUGGAAGGACAAUCUCGACACUGCCGAUUCUGCAGUUGCGCUAGACAAUUCCAGCUCGACUUCCCCGGUCGCCGUUUCCUUUUUCGGCACGCCGAGGUUCCCCGCUGUGAAAAACGAAGAUCCGGAAAAUGAAGAUACGAAUCCGAGUGCCAGCAGUGGCAGUGGCAGUGGCAGUGGCACAAACACCAGUUCCAUCUCGUUACGUACGCUACACAACUUGCAAGGAGCCUACAAGUGUCCUUACAAUUCGUCGCUAAUUCAAUUGGAUAUGGAAAUCUACCCCCACAAGAUCAACCAUCUCAAGUUGAACUUCGAAACCUCCAAUUGUCAUCAGACGGGUGUCUUUUCUCGUUGUGAUACAUUCAAAAACCAUCUAAAAGCUUUACAUUUCGAAUACCCACCAGGAACCAAGAAGAAAGACCGGUUGCUUGUUUCGGGCAGAUGCAAACACUGUGGGUUGAAAUUCAAAAAUGUGGAUGUUUGGUUAAAGACUCAUGUGGGGAAGGAGUGUGGGCAUACAUACCAUUGA
Molecule: messenger RNA, 1053 nt
Organism: Henningerozyma blattae CBS 6284
Lineage: Eukaryota; Fungi; Ascomycota; Saccharomycetes; Saccharomycetales; Saccharomycetaceae
Product: C2H2-type zinc finger protein
Exons: 1
Coding region: 1-1053 (350 amino acids)
Biological process (GO): regulation of transcription by RNA polymerase II
Cellular component (GO): nucleus
Molecular function (GO): RNA polymerase II cis-regulatory region sequence-specific DNA binding; DNA-binding transcription factor activity, RNA polymerase II-specific
Source: RefSeq, a predicted model, not a curated record